CUGACUCUCUCUCUCGUUGACGCUACUCUAGCCAAAGUAUACGAGACCCCUCAGUAGCGAUAAGCUCGGUAGAGAAAGCCAACGCGCUCUUGUGCGAGGUUAGGAUUCGUGCCUGAAGACGACCACAUGCCGGAUCGUGGACAGGGACGGGUGCACCGUUUUCGCGACCACGUCGUCGCCGGCGUCAACUGGCGAGCGACGCGGUUCGUCGACGAGGUUCCCAGUUCACGUGUGUGCGGCCUCUGCCGCAUGAUCCCAAAACGGACGGUGCUGUUGCCGUGCGGUCACGCUCUGUGCCAAUCUUGCCACGCAGCCAGCCUCGAAGGGGGCUAUGAGCAUUGUCCAUUGGAUCAAGUGCAAUUCGAGAAAGCGGAAUGCGUGGGUUGUGAAUUCCCAAGCAGAACAGCGAACACCGUGAAGGUGUACUGCUGGAACGAAGCUCACGGCUGCGAGUACACGGGCACCAUGGACCGCAUGCUGGAGCACUACGAGAACGAAUGCACAUUUCACACAACGGAAUGUUGGCGAUGCGGCGAGGGAGUUCAGCACAGAGAACUGCCAAGGCACUACGUGAACGGAUGCAGGGCCGGUGUUUCGUCAGCGAUCACAGAGUCCUCGGCUCAUACAGCACUGACCGUUGCAGACAUGAAGGCGAUGUUGGGAUGUCUCAACCACGACCAGCUGCUGCCAGUGAUUCAGAGUCAGUUGAAUGAGCUUACGGAACAAGUCAGAAGGCAGGAAACCAGGUUCGCUGAGAUUACUCGCGAGCUAGGAGCAUGCGAGCACAACUUAAAGGCCGAGAUGGAACAAAUUGCCGCCACGAUUUCAUCCACCGUGUCCCACCAGCUGAUUUCUCAGCAAAAUACAUUGGAGGAAGUCAGCAUGUCGAGGUCGCUGUCGUUGCGCUCGGAACAGGAACUCAUACUUCGAAAGCUGGAACACUUAGUCCACCUGCAACACUCGCGGAAAACUUCCCCGAAGCCUGAUUACAGCUCUGUCAUUGCUCAUUGCGAGACUUUGUACGGUGGCGUUCGGGAUUUGACCAGUGCGCUGUCGACAACCGCGCGGAUUGAAGAAAUUUCGUGGGCGACUUAUCUGCUGGCCCUAGAAAACUGCGAGGAAAUCCUUCAGUUGCAGCGAGGGAAUAAAAAGCUUGCCGAGAUUACGGUGUGGCACAUGAGGGACACGUACUUUACUAUUGCCGUCUGGUUCUACUAUGGUUCUCCAUCUGAAUUGGCAGUGGAGAUCGUGUUUAACGGGAUGCUGGUGGACUCUAUGUGUUGGCCGCCCUUCUGGCACGUGCAAGCGGUGGAUAAAGUAACAUUAAAUGAACGCUCGUUGGCUUCCCGUGUGAGACGUUGUUACUGCAAGCGCGAUGAUCCCUCAUUGGAACACUUCCACCUCCAAUUUCGUAUCGACACUGCCUCGCUAAAAAAUGACGGCUACCUCCGAGACGGAAAGAUAGAGUUCGAAAUCUUCCUCAACAAUACCGAAGAGGACAAUGGUGUCAAAGGAGCACCCUAACGUUCGUUAUCGCAGAAGGUGUACUGCACCGGAGAAUCCUCCUUGCCAUUUCCCGAAUUGUGUCACAUGAGCUUAACGAAUUUUUUAUCUCCUUUCUGCUAAAUAAAGUCAUCUCUGCGAAAUUCCAUUCUUUAA
This is a messenger RNA of Dermacentor albipictus, 1659 nucleotides long. RefSeq lists its product as uncharacterized. Gene Ontology annotation, molecular function: metal ion binding. The record is from RefSeq and is a predicted model, not a curated record. Lineage: Eukaryota; Metazoa; Arthropoda; Arachnida; Ixodida; Ixodidae.